Molecule: messenger RNA, 3391 nt
Organism: Uloborus diversus
Lineage: Eukaryota; Metazoa; Arthropoda; Arachnida; Araneae; Uloboridae
Product: coiled-coil domain-containing protein 77-like
Exons: 8
Coding region: 147-1562 (471 amino acids)
Cellular component (GO): centrosome
Source: RefSeq, a predicted model, not a curated record
CUCGCUCAAAAUCGGCAAAUUUUUCAAAUGUUCAUAGUCAGUCAAAAAGAGAUAAAGAAUCUAGAAAUUCAACACCAGAAUGCUUUGAGCUGGAGGAAGAGUUGACAAAAACUGCAUCGGAUUUUCCUAGACAGCAUGUUAAAGGGAUGUAUGUAAACUUACCGUCUGAACAUUGCUCUCAGCUCAAAUCCCAGGCAUUCCCUACAACUCAGCUAAGGGCAGAAGAUAAAGUAUUCAAGCAUUCAAAAGCAUGUGGACCAAAGGCUAAAACUGGAACAUCAGAAGAUUUGGAAAAACUGAUUAAAAUUUAUAAAAAUGCAAUGAGUGAGGCAGAAGAUCUUGGAGUAGGAAAGUCUGAAUUAAAGGCCCUUUCUAGCAAGCUAAAACUGACUGAAGAGUUUCUUGAAUUAGAGCAAAUAGAAGAAGGUAAAGAAAAUGAAGAUAGAAGCAUUUCAUCAAAACAGACUCAGAGUAUACUUACUUCUCGUUCAUCUACAGAUGAUAUAAUAAGAUGGAUAAACAGAACUCUUGCAAAAGUGAAACAAGUUGAAAGUAAAGAAUGUCUACAAGAUGAUGAAUUAUGCAAGAAUUUAGAAGAAAAAAUAAACGGUUUAGCUAAAAGGUUAAAAGAGCUUUCCGAAGAGUUCAGUGUACAAAACCUACGCCAACAAUUCUCUGAAUAUUCAUCUGCAACAAUGAAUAAAUUAGAAACUUUAGCAAAACAGACUAGAGAUUCCGUUAGUGCUGCUGAAGCUCAGAUUGGUACUUAUAAAGCAAAUGUAAAAAUUCUAUCUCAAAAGCUGAAAGAUACUGAAGAACUUCUUCGCGAGAGUGUAAAUGAAUGUCUGUCUCUGAAACAAAAGUUGAAAUCAGAAGAAGAGAAAAGAGAGAAGCAGAAAAUGGCAUUUUAUUCGGAGCUCAAGCAAAAAGUGUCACAAGUGGCUGAGAUUGAAGAACUGGAAAAAAUACUUGAUGAUGUUAUGUCUUCAGAGGUAGUAAUCUCCAAAGAUAAAAGGAGACCAUCUGGUCCUUAUGAAUGCAUGUACUGCAAACAGGGACCAGGUCAUAAAAUGUGUGAAGAAAAAAUUAAAGAUUUGAGAGCUAACAAUCGGAAGCUAAGCACAGAAAUGAAGCUUGUACAACAAGAACUGAAGGAAGAAAAAAUGUGUGCCAGUUCUGACCUGAAACAGGCAGAGAAAGCAAUAAGAGAAUUAACUGCCGAGCGAAACACUUUAAAAGAUUCUGCUCAAUCUUUAGAGUCAAAAUGUUCUUCACUUACUGAGCAGUUGAAAGUUGAGCGAAAUAAAACAAAGAACUUGGAAAGGUAUCGCAAGCUUGAAAUUGAAGGAUUCCAAACAGAUAUAAAAAACCUCAAGACCAAGAUCAGAGAUUUGGAAAAACAGUUAAUGAAGGCUGUUUUGGUAUUUGAACAAGACAAUAAAGAUCUGGAACUGCUGAAAACAGUUCAUUCAACUGCACAACGUUCAAGACAAGCUGUGGCCAACAUUAAAAGAUUGAAAGCAAAACUUUAUGAACUAGAAACUGAUAUUAAAAAUAUCUGAUUCAGUUAGCUUUUAGCAUAUUAGAAUAAUAUUUCAAGAUUGCAAAUGAUAUUCCAUUUAUGUUCUCUUGAAAAAGCAAAAAAAAAAAGAAAAGAAAAAAAAACCUCUAAUAACUUUGUAAAAUGUAGCAUUUUUCUCAAUAUCUAAGUAAUUUAUUUACGCACUUUUACAGUUUUAGCUUUCCUUUUAUGUAGCUUUUAAUUUUAACUUUGACCAUAAAUUAUGUUAUAUAUUGUGUCAUACUUUGCUUUUUUAUGAUUGUGAUAUUCACAUAAACAAAAUUGUAAAUAUUGAGUCUGUACAUUUGUACUGUUAACAGAAUUAUAUUUUGUGUACAUAUUUUUAAUGAAUGCCAUGCUUAUAUUUUAUUCUUGGAAGCUGUGAUAUGUAUCUUUACGACAAUCGGUUGGAGCUGUUGCAAUAUAUUUACAAAUGAUUAUAUUUGACGUAUUCUAAAGAGAUCUAGUAUUGAUGAAUUAUUUUUUUUUUAUGUAUUUAUAUAUGUUUCCUGUGCCUUUUUUGCACUACUAAUUAAUUUUUAAUUUUUAGACUUCAUAAAUUUAUUCCAUAGUAAAUAUUUAUUUUAGUAAAAUAAUAAUCUCAGUUUAAAUUAUAUAUUUAAACUGAGAUUUAAAUUAAAUUAAUUGUACAUAAAAUUAAGUUUAUUUAUUUAUGCAUGAUGGCAAAAGAAAAAGUGGCUGGGAACAUAGUCAAUGGUGCAGCGAAGGGAGGGGGGGUGAGAGCUCUAAUUUUUAACACAGAUUGCAAAUUUUAUAGACAUAAGGACUUUUAUGAUCCCAACCUCUCAGAAAGUGAACUCUGUGUAUGCUAGUGAUAUAGUUUAAGGUUUUAAAGGUGCUAAUUGUUUUCAUUUCUCGAAUAUAGUCUGUUUUGUAUUUACCUACUAUAUAAGUAAAUAGCCCUCUCUAAGUUGAACAAUCACUUCUAGAAACAACCAAAUAGAAUGGAGUUUCCCUCAGAUUUAAUGCUUACUUUUCUUCCAGUAAACAACUAUUAUUGUAUAGCUUCUUCAUUAAAUCACAAUGUUUCUUUAUUGUCCAAAAAUAUUUUUCUUACUUUUAGUUUUUGUGAUUAAAGUUAGUUCAGCAGUUUAAAUUAUAAAGGUCACAUUUUAUUGGGGGGGGAGGGCUUAAUUUGUAACAAAAAAAGUGCAGAAGUAUAGCCUCAGAACUUUAAUGCAUAAAUAGUCUGUAUUAUGAACAAAAUGAAAAACCGCAUAAAAUUGAAAAGAGGUGCUAGAGCUGAGCUCGUAUGCAAAUUCAGCUCCGAUUAUUCCUGCUGUCAGGGUUGCCAACCGCUCUGCAUUUUGUGGAGUUUCUUCGCAAAAAUAGCGAAACUGCACAGCUCCACAAAGAAGUUAUUUUGCUCGGUUUUAAUUCUGAUCAGGCUUACCAAAAAUUUUAUAAAAUUAAAUUUAUAUUAUAUUUUGCUAGUUUAUUAAGACAGGUGAAACUAAAGAUUCUCAUACUCGAAGCGUAACAUAGGGUUUAAAGCUUUUUUAUUAAUUUAAAAAUAAUUAGUUUUAUCCCAGUGCUUAAAAUGAUUAUCAAAGCUCAAAAACAAUUUUAGAUAAGAGGUUAAAUUUUUUUAUAUUGAUUUUUAUACAAGACACCAUUCUGCUCUGCAAAAUUUCAAAAUCACCACAAAGGCUCUUGAAAUAGUUUCUACACUGUUGGCAACCCUGCUACUGUUUUUAACUUGAUCAAAUUUGUAGGCUUUUAGUGCGUAUAACAGUUGACAUACUAUCACAUCAAUUCAAUCAAUUGGGAUAAUUUUUUCCCAGGUCUUUUUCGUUAUGAAAUCUAAAA